UCGAAGUGAAUCAAUCAAAUAAUUGAAUUUAAAUAAAUAAAUAUUUUCUAAAAUCUAAAACUAAACUAAACCCCUAUCCAAACUCGCGCACACAACAGCUCUCAACUCUCUAGCUCCGGUCACCGCCGCGCCGUCCGCUGCCCUCCAGCCGCGUGCCACCCGUCGCCGCCGCACCGCAGCAGGCAGCAGCUCCUCAAGGCUCAAGUCGUCGCUUCCCUGCCGAACCGCACCGCCGCUCUUCAGCCAUUGCGUCGCUGCCGGACCGCAGCAGCUCCUCAAGCCAUCGCCGUUCCCAAAGGUCAAAGCCUCUCUUUUCGCGGGGCACCCCACUACUAAAGAGGAGUUAUUUUUAUCCCAUCAAGGAAGUAGAUGGACCUCAAGCUGUUCACGCUGGACAUUGAUGAGCUCAUACAUGAAUUCACUCAGUGUGAAUCAAGUGCUUUUGCUGAAUUCAAAAGAGUUUGGCUUUCGAGGAAGUUUUCCUACAUAUUCGAGGCUAGCCCUUCGACUAAUCAAGGUUUCUUUAUGCAGUCGCUGUAUGCGCAUUCCAUCAGCUACAUGGUUUCAGCUGAUUCUUUUUCGAAGAGAUUAGGUGGGCUAUAUUGCCUGUACUGCCUGUAUGAGACGCAGCUGUUCAAGCCUCCUUUUAAAAUUUAUUUGUAUUUGGAAGAGUUGAAAAAGCUCAAGAAUCUGGUAAUUGAAGCAAAGGCUGCUGGAGUGAAAGUAGUUGCUGCUUUAGUGAAGGGUAUGUUGGAGAGGAACAUGUUUCUUUUCGGUUUCGUAGGUGUAAAUGAAGGCUCUGCAACAGAGAGAGUGAAUGAACUAACAAAUGACCAGAAUGCCCGUAUUCGAUCAGCAUAUAAAUUGUUAUUUAAUAAUUCCCGACUCGAGCACUUCAUCCACAUGGACUUGGACACGGAGCUUGACGUUGAUCUAUUCAAGAAAAGAUCGUCCGAGUAUGCAGCCGCCAAGGAGCUUGCCAUCAAAGAGGCUAGCAAAGUGGUUGAUGUGGAAAACAUAAAGCACAUUGUGGAAAAUCAGAGAUUGAUAGGCGAUGUGGUUGAGAAGACUGCUGCAGAUUGGAAAUCCCAGAAAGAGGCGUUGUAUCGACAAACAGGAUUCAGCCCUCUUAGCGUUGCAGAAGCUUCGCAGCAGGAAGAGGGCGAAUACUCUACAGGACGAAACUCCAAGAAAAGAAAAGAAGGUUGCGAUGACCUUGCAACGCAGGAAGACGGUGAGAACCUGGAAGACCCUGAGGAUUUCUGCAGAGAAUUGGAAGAAACUUUGCUUUUUGAACCAUCGGAAUGUGACGAGGAAGAUACAUAGUUGAGAGGCACGAGAAAUGGAGACAAGACGACAGCACGCACCUUUGAUCAGUGAAAAGUGCAGACCCAAAAUCUCCAGUGAGGAAUCACUUGUUUUCAACACGUCUUCUGCUGGGAAUGCUGUUUUGCGAAUUCGAUGUCUGUUCUUUGCAUUCUUAUCUGUAUCUUUGACGUUUUGUUAACUUGUACCCGUUUCAGUCAAUAUAUUUGGUGCCAUAUUACACAAA
Salvia miltiorrhiza (redroot sage) is the source of this 1552-nucleotide messenger RNA. RefSeq lists its product as uncharacterized. Gene Ontology annotation, cellular component: snRNA-activating protein complex. Gene Ontology annotation, biological process: snRNA transcription by RNA polymerase III; snRNA transcription by RNA polymerase II. Lineage: Eukaryota; Viridiplantae; Streptophyta; Magnoliopsida; Lamiales; Lamiaceae. The transcript has 8 exons. Gene Ontology annotation, molecular function: sequence-specific DNA binding. The coding region runs from base 370 to 1326 and encodes 318 amino acids. The record is from RefSeq and is a predicted model, not a curated record.